This is a messenger RNA of Dendrobium catenatum, 3131 nucleotides long. RefSeq names its product tobamovirus multiplication protein 2B. The record is from RefSeq and is a predicted model, not a curated record. The coding region runs from base 39 to 392 and encodes 117 amino acids. The transcript is spliced from 4 exons. Lineage: Eukaryota; Viridiplantae; Streptophyta; Magnoliopsida; Asparagales; Orchidaceae.
CCGCUGAAAUAAACAUGAACUCAGGGAAAUGACUGUGUAUGCACGGAGCGACGGAGAUACGCGGGAGGGCGAGAGAUAUGGCUAAGAGCGUCGGCAGUGUGAGCCUGGAAGGAAGCGCGAAGGCAACGGUGGAGGAUCAGAUCUGCCAGGCAGUUCAGUCUACUUCCAAUCUCCUACACCUGAUGCAAGAAUCCUCCCCUUCACAGGCACUCCUAACGAAGCUUCCUAAGAAUCUCCUGGCCAAAGCACCUACUGUUAAGAAUACAGGACAGGUCUUGGGGCAGCUACCACGGGUCAUUUCUUCCUUGGAUGCUUACAUGGAAAACAGCUUACAAAAAGAAAAAUUUCUUGAGAUUCUCUUGGGAGUCGAAAAUGAGACCUAUGGCCUUUGACUACCAUACUGAAGGGUCAGAGCAUGUUGUAAUCUUGGGGACAAGUAUUUUGGUAUCACAGUUGAUACAAUGCCAUGUAAAUCCUGAAGGUGAUUUUUGGAAGAAGGCUAUGGAUGAAGAAAUGGUGUCUCUUUAGAAAAAUUCUACUUGGAGGUUAGUGAAGCUUAUUCUAGGAAAAAAAGUCAUUGGGUGCAAAUUGGUAUAUACAAAAAAGGAAGGAUCUCAUGGAGCUAAUGUGAGGUACAAGGCUAGGUUGGUGGAAAAAAGGCUUUGCACAACGAGAAGAGAUUGAUUAUGAUGAGUGUUAUACCCAGUGGUCAAGCAUCCCUCGAUCCGUGCUCUCCUAGCACUUGUAGCUCACUAUGGUUUAAUUUUGGAGUAGCUUGAUGUGAAGACUGCAUUAUUACACGGAGAAUUGUUGGAGGAGAUUUAUAUGUUACAACUGUCUGGAUAUGGAGCCUCAAAUGACUUGGUUUGUAGAUUGGACAAGUCUUUAUAUGGGUUAAACAAUCACCACGACAGUGGUACAAGAAGUUUGAUCAGUUCAUGAUGAAAGAGGAGUACACAAGGAGCCAAUAUGAUCAUUGUGCAUAUUUCGAAAAGUUGGCCAAUGGUGAGUUCAUCUACUUGCUUAUGUAUGUUGAUGAUAUGUUGAUUGUAUCUGUCAGCCAUACUGAGAUUGAUAGGAUGAAGAAGCAACUAUCAAAACAUUUUGAGAUGGAGUUGUGUGAAGUUUGCAAAAUCCUUGGCAUGGAGAUUUGUUACGCGUGAACCGGCCCAGGAGGGGCCGGCUGGACCCGGUUUAGCCCGGGUCUACACCAGGCGGAGGCGGAAGCUCCCAGAGGAGCGGGCGGACAUGGUGGACCCCAUUUGGGGAUGAUUUAAUUAGGUGGGAGGGAAAUUUUUGAAUGCAAAGGGCUGUUUAGGUAUUUUGUAUGAAUCCUUUAUGGUUAAUUAGGAGGAUGAGGAGGGAAAAGGGAUUAUCUUGAAUUUGAAUGUAAUUUGAGAUCUAGGGUUUUCUUGCUUGGGCUCUUGGCGUUGCCGGAGAAGAUCGGAGAGUUGUUCUUCCUCUCGAAUCGAAGAACAUUGUAUCUUGCUUUUUCUUUGAUCAUCUACUAGUGGAAUAUAAGUCCAUUAAACGUUUUUCUCUCAGUUUUCCUACGAUUUUCUACUGUUUUCAUACGUUUUGGGCUGAUUUCCUGUAGAAAACAGCAACCUUCUUGUUGUUUUCUCCACGUGGAGCGAUAGGAAUACUUGGAUCUAAGUAUUUCCUAUCAAGAUUCUAAGAGACGAGGCAACUAGAAAGAUUUGGCUUUCAUAAGAAGCUUAUGUUUGGAAGGUGUAAAAAAUUUGGGAUCAAUGACUUGAGCAAGGUAAUGAGUCUACCAAUUGCAUCUUACUUCUAGUUGAGUUUAGUUCAAUGUCCUAAGGAUGAUCAGGAGAGGAAAUAUAUGAGAUCGGUUCCUUAUGCUAGUGCAGUUGGCAGUCUGAUAUACAUUAUGGUUUGUACUGGGCCAGACAUAGCACAUGUAGUUGGUGAUGUGAGCAGGUUGAUGCAUGAUCCAUAAAGGAGCCAUUGGCAGGAUGUGAAGAGUAUCCUAAGGUAUCUAAAGGGUAAAGUUGAUGUAGGCUUGGUGUUCGAGAGGCAGUCAUCUGUUGCUGAUUUAUGUGUAGGUUACACUGAUUUAGAUUAUGCCGGUGGCAUUGAUAGACGUAGGUUUGUGACUGUGUAUGUAUUCACAUUGGCAGGAGGUCUAGUUAGUUGGAGAUAAGGACUUCAGUCUACUGUUGCUUUGCCUAUUAUUGAGGGUGGGUAUAUGGCAUCCAUAGAGGCAGUGAAGGAGUAAAUAUGGAUGUAAGGCCUUCUGGAUGAUUUGGGAGUUGACCAGAAGUCUCUGACGUUGUUCUGUGAUAGUCAGAGUGCUAUAUAUUUGGCCACAAAUCUAGUCUUUCAUGCUCGUACCAAGCACAUUGAUGUGAGACAUUACUUUGUUCGAGACUUGAUUGUUGAAGGCAAUGUCCAAUUGAAGAAGAUAAAUACUAAGGAGAAUCCAACAGAAAUGCUCACAAAGGUACAACCAGUUCAGAAGUUCAUCUAUUGCAAGAGUUUGGUGAACAUUAGAGUUCAUGACUGAUUGUUCAUAUUUGAAGAACUAUGCUCAACUUGAUCUCUUAGGAGGGGAGGAGAGGGGAGGUACGUAGGCAACUAUCUUGGUGCAAUCGUUCUGAUAUUGGAGCCUGAUUUGUCAUCUUUUACUUUCUGAAAUGAAAGAUGAGGUUGAGAUUGUUGGUUUGGAUUUACUUCCAAAUUUACUUUAAACUUUAUUUUAAAAAGCUUUAAAUGACUCCUUAUUGUAAUUAAUUAGGAAUCAGAUUUUUUCCUAAUUAUGAUGAUUUGAUUGGAGAUUUGAUUGAUGCAUUAUUUAGGAGAUCUAAUUAUUGUAUUAAUUAGAGAUUUGAUUAAGAUUAAAAUAGGAAGCUUUUUCCUAAUUUACUAUGGCUCAAAUAUAUAAAUAGGGUGUAAGGGCUAUUGUAUUGAUUGCAUGAGAGAAGAGAAAGUUUGAGAGUUAUUGUAAUUCCCUAUUGUUCUCCAAUAUAUUGUAAUCAUCUUCUCCUCCCCCUGGACAUAGGCAUCUUCGCCGAACCAUGUAAAUCGUCGUAUUCUUUGUAUUAUUUGUUGUGAAAUUUUGUUUCCGCUGUGAUUGUUUGCAUAACAGUGAAUGAUAUGAUUUAAAAAUA